This is a messenger RNA of Oncorhynchus masou masou (cherry salmon), 5663 nucleotides long. Its product is annotated as probable G-protein coupled receptor 21. Bases 1256 to 2350 code for a protein of 364 amino acids. Gene Ontology annotation, biological process: G protein-coupled receptor signaling pathway; cellular response to light stimulus; phototransduction. The transcript has a single exon. The record is from RefSeq and is a predicted model, not a curated record. Gene Ontology annotation, cellular component: plasma membrane. Lineage: Eukaryota; Metazoa; Chordata; Actinopteri; Salmoniformes; Salmonidae. Gene Ontology annotation, molecular function: G protein-coupled photoreceptor activity.
UUAACAUGAGACUGGUAUGACCAUAAUGCACCUGGUGUUUCUAGAUAAGACGGUGUGUGUAUAUGAGAGCGAGGUGGUGUGUGGGAGUUAGAUAAUGGCGGCAGGGGUAUGCUGUGUGCAGCCAGCCAGUCAGUCAGUCAUGGGAUGAACGAGUGAGACUUGUGUACCCACAGCUGCUUACUGGCUGGAGCCAGAACAGGGGGAGGAGUGUCUCUGCCCUGCCUGCUGCAGGGAGAGAGAGGUAGUUAGAGAGAGCAGAGCGUGAGAGAAACUAGACUGAAUCCGCUCCACAGAAGAGGGAGAGAAGGAGCAGAGAGAGAGGUAGUUAGAGAGAGCAGAGCGUGAGAGAAACUAGACUGAAUCCGCUCCACAGAAGAGGGAGAGAGCAAGGGAAAGGGACAGAGAGAGAGGUGGCGGUCGCUGCAUCGGUAUGUCUGCUCCUCCUGCUCUCUCAUUUCCACUCCACACGCUGCUGCCUUUCUGAGUAGACCCAGACUCUGUUUGAAAUGCCAAUCACCUCCUUGAGGCUGCGCCUUCAUCUUCAUUCAUUUACAUUUAUACUCACCUUUCCCUGUGUGAGGGAGACCGGGAGUGUCUAAGACAUUCGUGGAGGAUCAUUUCUGCUGAAGUUGCUGUGAAGAAAUUCUGCUCUUUGGAUGCGAUCCGCCUGAGCUUUCCGUGUUUGGACACAAAGUCUCUGGAAACAACGAACUCUAUAUCACCUGGAAUAUUUGAGAAUUUGUGACGGCAUCUUUUAGAGACAUACAGGAAUUCCUGUAAGCCAAGACGAUCAAACUUGUUGACAGUUUUCUAUAUUUUCCCUGCUACUCUUGCAGGGCAGGCACACAGCGCGGCAAGUGUUGUCUAUGUCUUUUCUAAGGAGAGAACCAGAGGAGUAGAAGGAUAGGCUGCCAUAGUAUUUGUCCUCCAUCUGUGUGUGUCUGUAUGAUUGAACCGUCUGUGUCUGCACAGUGAGGGAUGCCCUGGGGGACUCACAGAUCCUGGUCGUGGAUGAGGGCUAGUCUUCACGUUGCUGCUGAUAUGGCAGAGGGUACACGGCUCCUCUCUCUCGGCCACCAGCCUGAUCUGCUGCUGAGCUAGGACCAGGACUAGGACCAGGACUACCAGCCCAAGCCAAGCCCCCUGUCUCUGAGUCUAGGAUCAGACCAGACAAGGAUCUUUCUGGAGCCUCCUGCCCUCUGCCGGUUGAUCUGGUUUCAGACUAGGAGCUUUCAGAAGGCUCUCUGGUUGCAAGAUGAUGAACUCUUCCCUGGACCUGCUGGAGCUUGAGCUCCUCAACCUGAGCGGCCCUCCUUUCUGCCUCCUGGACGUGGGCUACAGCCAGAUCUUAAACACCUGUCUACUGGAGGUAGCCAUCAUCCUGCUGCUUACCGUCCUCAUCAUCUCUGGCAACCUGGUGGUGAUCUUUGUGUUCCACUGUGCUCCUCUUCUCCAGCACCACACAACCAGUGCCUUCAUCCAGACCAUGGCCUAUGCAGACCUGUUGGUGGGUGUCAGCUGCCUCAUCCCUUCCCUGUCCCUCCUCCACCACCUGAAAGGCCUGGACGAGGAGCUGACCUGUAAGGUGUUUGGUUACAUGGUUUCCGUGUUGAAGAGCGUUUCAAUGGCGUCGCUGGCGUGUGUUAGCGUGGACCGCUACAUGGCGAUAACACGGCCUCUGUCGUACGCUACCUUGGCGACGCCGUGCCGGAUACGCGCGUGCAUCCUCCUCAUCUGGGUCUACUCCGCCCUUGUCUUCUUGCCCUCCUUCUUCGGCUGGGGGAAGCCCGGCUACCACGGCGACGUGGUGGAGUGGUGCGCGGUGGAGUGGGAGACGAGGCCACUCUUCACAUCGUUCAUUGUGGCGCUGCUCUACGCGCCAGCCGCCAUGACGGUCUGCUUCACCUAUGUCAACAUCUUCCGGAUCUGCCGGCAGCAUACGAGGGAGAUCAGCGAGCGCCGCGCCCGCUUCGGCCCACAGGAAGGCUCUCUGGGACAGGAUGGCCAGCCGCAUCAUGCGCCGGCGUGCACGGACAAACGCUACGCCAUGGUGCUGUUCCGCAUCACCAGCGUCUUCUACCUCCUCUGGCUUCCCUAUAUCCUGUAUUUCCUGCUGGAGAGCGCUGACAUCUACAGUCACCCUGCCGCCUCGUUCAUCACCACCUGGCUGGCUAUCAGCAACAGCUUCUUUAACUGUCUGAUCUAUAGUCUGUCCAACAGUGCCUUCAGGAAGGGUUUAAAACGCCUCUGUUUGUUCUGUGUGCAGCGCGUGGACAGUAAGAAGUCCUUCAGCCCCUCACCAGGUUACGGACAGGGGCCCAUCUGCACACGCUCCACAUGCCAUGUCUAGGAUCUCCCAGAGAGCCUUGCGGCGGUUGAGUCAGAGUAUCGUGUUGUUAUAGCACUAAGCAUGUCCCAUACUGAUGCUGAGCUAAAGGGAACAGGCUUCACAGGGAGUUGUGUCGCUGCAUAUGCUGCAGAUGCUGCUGUUUCUCGGCAGUUGAAGGUUUGUUGGAGGGUUGCGUCCCUGGCCACUGCUGCCACUGACGGGAUCGUCUCCAGGGCCUGAGAGCUGUGAGACCCGCUUGGGAAGUACAGCCAGGGCUCAGCCCCAGCCAUGAGAGAGGUGGGAUGUGGAGUUACCCUAACCUUUGACUCCUGAUAUAGAUGACGGCGUUAUGGCUACGUUGUUUCAGCGGGUGAGAGUUGAGGUGACUGAAGACCUCCCUUCUGACAGUACUUGCCAAAAACACAAACUGUAAGAAGAACACACGUUGUUUUAGGGGAGGUUUUUUGCUGGGACUCGAUCUUCCUAGCAGUUUGUGAAAAUAUUUGUAUUUGUGCAACAAUGUAUAGAAUGCAAAAAAGGACUCGCGUUACUUAAAGGUCCAAUGCAGUCAAAAUGAAGUUUUUCCUGUUCCAUUUCCAUUUGACUAAUUUAGCAGGUGCACUUAUCUAGAGCAAAUUACAAUUAGCGGAUUCAUCCUAAGACAGCUAGGUGAGACAACAACACAUCACAGUCGUAUCAAGUACAUUUUCCCUCAACAAAGUAUCUAUCAGCAAAGUCAGUGCCAGUAAAACACUGUGAGAGUUAUUUAAGAUGCUCUUCAAAGAGGUUUCAGACGUUUCAGAAAGAUGGGCUGUCCUGACUUCAGGGGGACGCUGCUUCCACCAUUGGGGUGCCAGGACAGAGAAGAGCUUUGACUGAGUUGAGCGGGAACGUCCCUCCGCAGAAUUGAGUGCUCGGGUUGGGAUGUAGGGUUUGAACAUAGCCUGACGUUAGGGAGGGGCAGUUCCCCUUGCUCCUCCGUAGGCAAGCACCAGGACGCCAGUAUAGUGAGCGGAGGAGCGGGGUUACAAGGAGAACCUAGCAGAGUUGAGCCCCAGGCAGCCUGCGGCAUUUAUAAUCUACUACUAAUACAGUAAGGUACUUAAUUGUUACCCAGAAAUGAUUUGAUGUUAAUAUAAAAAUAGCUGCAUUGGGCCUUUAAAAAAACGGAGAAACACUUGAUUGCUGCUUUCUUAUGCCUAGCUGAGUGGAGCUGUCAAUAACAACUUAUUUAAAUGUUUGCCCUUGUGGUUUUUACAGAAACAGAUUAUUUACAACAUUGUGCGCUGAGGGCUGCAACAACCUCAAACUCUGAAGAGAAUCUUGUAAUCAAAUCAAAUCAAAUUUUAUUUUAUUUGUCACAUACACAUGGUUAGCAGAUGUUAAUGCGAGUGUAGCGAAAUGCUACACUCUACAUAAUUUAUUUACAUCUGGGUUGUUCUGAGGCAGAGAAAGAGAGGACUUUGUUUAGGUGCUUAAACACCAGGAUUAUUAGUAAAGCCUGACCGAUAUAUUGGUUCACUGAUAUUAUUGGCUGAUAUGGGCUAUUCCACCGAUAAACGAUGUUCAAUGAAUAGGAUGAAAAAUAAUAAUCUCAUGCUUUCCUGAAUGAUUGCGGAUGUUCCCAUGAAGUGUUAUUCAUUUCAGUGGAAAUGUUGAUUUCACAGAAAUCAACAUUUGAAGUGUAUUUCUUGGACGGCAAUUUAUGUGGAAAAGAGUAUAUCGGCAAAUAUAUCAGUACGUUUUGUCACCCCAAAAAUCUGAAUCGUAUCGGAUCCCCCAAAAAAUAUUGGUCGGGCUUUAAUUAGUAGUCUCAGUUGAACUAGUUUACUACUGAGGGAUCAGCGUAAUCAUUGACUGGAUGACUCUUGUUUCGACAAACUUCCUCAUCAUCAGAGCCUGUCUGGCUCUGUAACCAAACUACAUUGCACUUCACUUAUGAGGAGAAUGUGGUCGUUGUGUCACAGCAGAAGGUUUUAGAGAAGUGAUUAAGAAUAGUUGAUCAUCUCCAAAGAUUUGCCCCACAUAUGUGAUCUGUUCUAGUCUAGGAGUGUCUGCUGCUAUACCGAUGGGGCUCUUACGUUGUGGAGCACAGGGAGGGUUGGGAAUCAUUAAAUCAACCUCACAUCUGUCUUAACGUUAAUGAAAGUGAAUGUUGAUGGUGAGUACUGAGAAUGCUGUGAGCUGCUGUUAGCUGAGGAACAUUCUGCCUCUGGCUGGGUGUGGUAAACGUCUUGUCCGUCUGUCUGCCCCCUACCUUUCUCCUCCUGCUCAUUACAUCACAGAAAGCCAAGGGGAUAAAGAGAGGGAGAAAGAGCAGAAUAGCAGCUGUGGAGUGAGAGAGAGCCCUAAGAUAAACAUUAUGGCCACAGUAAUACUGUGCCCCACACACACACACACACACACACACACACACACACACACACACACACACAAGGUAAUGUGGGACAUUAAACAGUACCACUGUAUGUCCAGACCCAGAUGCUUCAAGACUUUUCACUUUUCCAGCCGGGGCCACAACACUACAGUAUAAAACAGGCUGGUUCAGACCAGGCUGUUCCAAAUGGAACCCUAUGUACUGCUCAAGUGUUUUUAAACUAAUGUUACUGGAUAUUUAUUAGACUUUUUCACAAGUUUUGGCUUCUGGUCACUUUUCUCUCUUUAGUACUCUGACAUUUGGGAUCAAAUAUACAACGGACACAGGGGCUUUAUUUUCCUAGUGGACCAAAGUUGAAUAUUUAUUGGAUUUUGUAUAUUUGAAGAAGAAAGAGACUGAAUGAGAGAUGGCAAGAAAAAGAAAGUGUGAUUCAGGUUGAUUACUUUCUUUUAUGGAUGUUUUCAUGUUAGGAAUUUUGCAGUGAUGAAGGUGUGGCCAGACAUUGAGGCUGCCUCUGCAAUGAAUCCAGUGUUCUGGGUACAGGCUCCAUCGAGGGGUUUUCAGAGUUGCCUGUACAGCAGUCCUAUCUGAAUUUAUUUAGUCUUUUGAGCAGUUACGGUGUGACUAUUAAAAUGUAUUUAUUUUAAAAUAUUUCAAAGCUGUACGUAGUCUUUUAUGCAUGUUUUACUUACUGUAUAUAUUUGAUUGAAUUGUCACUUUUCGUAUUCAAAUCACAAACUGUUGUCAAACUGUCUAAAGUGUAAAUGCUUUUGGAGACGUCUUCACGGCAAUGCUGUCAAAGGGCACAGUGCAAUACACUCAAGUCUUCCUCCAUUUUGUCAAUGUUUUAUUGAAGACAGAGAAUACACAAUAGAAAUAGUUAUUUUCUUCAUUUACCACUGAGUGUGUGUUGAAUAGGGCUGCCCCUGACUAAAAAUAAAUCUUGGUAGACCGAGA